Molecule: messenger RNA, 1122 nt
Organism: Brassica oleracea var. oleracea
Lineage: Eukaryota; Viridiplantae; Streptophyta; Magnoliopsida; Brassicales; Brassicaceae
Product: protein COFACTOR ASSEMBLY OF COMPLEX C SUBUNIT B CCB1, chloroplastic-like
Exons: 4
Coding region: 159-956 (265 amino acids)
Source: RefSeq, a predicted model, not a curated record
AGAGAAACAGAGGUUCUGUUAUUGCAACGACCUACGUCAUAUAUUCAAAUUAAAUUAAAAUUAAAAAAAAAAAUUAGAGCCACUCGAUUUUGGAUAGACUCAUUGAAUGACACACACAUGAUUGUGUAAAAAGCCAUUAGAGACUCUCUCUCUCGACAAUGGCGACGAAGCUGUUUUCUCCGUCGCUGUCUUGUCCAUGGGUGACUUCAAGAGAUGUAGUAAUCAAAGGGAGGAGACGUGACUUUGUCACGAAACGAAACAGAGUCUCCCCUGUCACCGCCAUGGUUGUGGAGCCUCUCAGUGCUGUUUCUUCAUCGGCGGUUCAGAUUCAUCAAUGGUGGGAACAGAACCCUAGUUCGUUGCUGUUUAUGGCGGAGACUGGUGGUGGUUACUCGUUGGCUAGCUAUUAUACGUCGUUGGGUUUGUUCGUUAUUUCAGUUCCGGGUCUUUGGUCUCUCAUCAAACGCUCCGUUAAAUCAAAGAUAGUGAGGAAGACGUUCGUUGUUGGAGAAGGAGAAGGAGUCAAGAAGGAGCCAAAGCAAGUUGCUGGAGAGAUUCUCUCUUUCUUCACUAGGAAGAACUUUAACAUCACUGAUCGUGGAGAAACGAUCACUUUUGAAGGAACAAUGGUUCCCAGUAGAGGACAAGCUGCUCUGCUCACGUUUUGUACAUGUAUAAGUUUAGCAAGUGUGGGUCUUGUCUUAACCAUUACUGUGCCUGAUUUUGGAAACAAUUGGUUCUUCAUUACCAUUCUUAGUCCACUCGCAGGAGCGUAUUACUGGAAGAAGGCGUCGAGGAAAGAGGAGAUAAAGGUGAAGAUGAUGGUGGGAGAAAACGGUAAAUUGAAUGAGAUUGUGGUUCAAGGAGAUGAUGUACAGGUUGAAGAAAUGAGGAAGGACCUUCAGUUUAGUGAGAAAGGCAUGGUUUAUGUUAAAGGUCUCUUUGAGAGAUCAUGAACACAGACACUCAAAUCCCAUUUUUGCAUUUCUUAUUUUUGGGAGAGAAUUGUUGAUAUAACUGUUCAAAUAUGAGUUUAAAUGACCAUUUGACUCAUUUUCAUAGUCCAUACUUCAUACUAAACUAAUUGGAUUUAUAUCAGAAAUCUAUAUUAUUGUGUCAUCA